Fusarium verticillioides 7600 is the source of this 1433-nucleotide messenger RNA. RefSeq lists its product as hypothetical. Bases 245 to 1303 code for a protein of 352 amino acids. The record is from RefSeq and is a predicted model, not a curated record. The transcript has 2 exons. Lineage: Eukaryota; Fungi; Ascomycota; Sordariomycetes; Hypocreales; Nectriaceae.
UUCACACUUGUAAUGAGCUAAGGGCGUUGGCCAAGGCUGGCUGUGUUUCGAGAGAUGGGCUGACUCUGAAUGAUUGGCUCUUUUAUGAGCUAGAUAUGGUGGCAGGGCUGUUUCCUAGUCGAUUCGAAAGGCAAUCCUUCAGAAGGGUUGCCUUCAAGUUUCUCUCAUUCUCUCAUUACCUCCCUCUCUUCCUCUCUUACACCGUCUUGGCUCCAGGUCAGUUCUCCGUAUAUCGACUUCAGAAAUGGGUUCCUCGAUGAGAUGGCUCGCUGUGGCAGCUCUGGUAUCUUUCUCUCUUGACAAGACGAGUGCUUUCGAGUUUGAUCUACCACCUUCAGCACCAGAACCUACUUCACCGGCGAGACUUCGUGCUAUCCGUCAUGUACAUGCACGCGCAGACGCAACUACUGAGACUCUCAGCAUCACUGUCGCCCCAGACAACACUUGUGGUUUCUACACACCCAACACAUCUUUCUUCUUCACAUGUACUGGCGGUGUGAAGUGUAUGUACGAGAAUGACAAGUACAAUGUUGCCUUUUGUGGUGAGAGGGACUUCAAGACGGCUUGCAUGAACAGUGCCGAUGCUUUGAACCCGGAUAAGUGUGAUGUGGACUGUAGACGGAACACAAACAUUCAGAAAUGUACCGCCGAUACAAAGACGGAGUGUUACACCAUCUACUUCCCCAACAACAUCGAGAAGUACCCUUGCCAUACACAAUCGGGCUUCAGCAGCAUGAUCUUCCCAGAUGGUGUAAGCGACUUUGAACAGUCAACACUAAGCGUAGACGUCUUCCCAGCUCUGGCCACCACCGAAGCAUCAAGUGCUGAAGAAUCCACCACCGAAGCCUCAUCAAAGUCAACAUCUGCAGCAUCGACCACAACAGUCACAGGCGCACCACAAAACGACGAUGGUGAUGAGAACAAGGACGACAACGGUGGAAGCAGUACACCCGUAGGUGCUAUCGCUGGCGGUGUCGUGGGAGGCGUCGCUAUUCUCGUUGCCGUGGGCCUCAUCAUCUUCUUCAUCCGCCGACGAGACAACAAGAAGAAAGCAGCAGCUCAGCCAUUGAUGUCAGACCAAGCACAUACGCAGCCACAAAUGCCGUAUGGAAUGCCCCCUCAACAGCAACAACAACAGAUGCAUUCUUACCAGGAAUGGCACACUGGAUCACCGCCCCCUCAGGGCUGGCAAAACAGCCCUUCGCCUCCCAUCCUAGGAGGAGCUCCAGUGCUGGUUGAAGCUCCUGAUUCCAAUACUGCGCAGAUUCAUGAGAUGGGUGAUGGAACCGUCAAGUACAAAUAAGCAUACGAAAAAGGGAGGGCAUUGGUUUGGAUUGGUGGAAAGCGAUAGAAGGCGUUUUAAGUGCUUAUGUACUUGUAUCGUCCUGUGUUGGACUAGCUCAUAUUAAUGGCUGCGACUAGUUUCACUUUUG